AUGGAUUUUUCCGAAGCUUUAAAAAUUCCGAUAAACAAAACGCACGCCCCACUGCCGGGUGUUAACGGUGGGCCAGUCGUCGGAAGUGGACACUCGGUUGGUGCGGCGGACCAGGGCGCUGGCUAUGUGACGGAAAAGCUUUACAUGCUGCUGCAGUUGUACCUGCAGAACAAGGGUUGGAAUCCGUCGGUUGAGCUACUGCAAUGCUUCGCCGAGCUAAAGGACACACCGAUCCUGCCUAGUGCGGCCUACCUGCAGGCGCUGGCGAGCCGGGUCGCGUUGGACAAUCAGGGCCGGUUGGUGUUGCGCGAAACGGGCAAAAUUGUGCUGCCGUACGAACAUUUCGCGAAUGCGGUCAUGCUUAAGCACAUGUCCGGUCCGCACGGGCUGCAUCUGAGUAUCGAGGCGACGGUGCGCGCGGUGAUGGACUCGUACACUAUCGGGCGAGACAGUUUCGGCAUGGAGAAGGAAUUCAUCGUGGAGGUGGUACAGUCCUGUCCGAGUCCGGCCUGCCGGUACUACAAGGGUCAGCUAGGAGUCGCCCCUUUCAUGGAUCAACCUUCGUACGCUGCUGGUGGUGGGGGUAGUGGUGGUGCUGGAGGACCAGGGCCGGCACCACCACCACCCGGAGGACAUCUUAACUCGGCGGAAUAUUUGACGCAUUUGCAACAGCAGCUAGGCCAGCAGAAUGCCGGUCUUUUCGAAAUGGGAGCAAACGAUCGCGAUCCCUCCAAGACCCUGAUGGGUCAGGUGAAACACUCGAAACCGACCGCUUCACCACAGCACCAGCAGCCACACAUCAGUGCGGCUCUGUUCCAGCAGCAGCAACAGCAACAACAACAACAGCAGCAACAACAGCAAAGCCGUGCUAUUGUGCCACCGAAAGCACCACCACCGUUCGAUGGGUUCAGCAAUUUGUCGGCGUUUGAUAAACAGCGCAUGUUACAGCAUCUCCAGGACAAGCAGAAGCAACAUUUCGACGUGGGACAACAUAUCGCGCCGCAACCACACGUCGUCGGUACGGGAGUGCUGGGUGCGGGUGUCAUCAGCAAACAGCAACAGCAAGCCGCCAACAUGUUACAGCAACAUCAAACACAGUCGCAUCAGUCAAGCAAUGCUACGCAUCAUCAUCUUCACCAUUCGCAACAGCAGCAACAAUCGCAGCAGCAAACGCCAUCACAACCACCUCCACCGCCUGUAUCACAACAGCCACAACCAUCCACUAUUGUUGGACCGUUGAUACCGCCGCCAUUGAUGAAUCAACCACAACAACAGCAGCAACAACAGCAACAGCAGCAACAACAACAACAACAGCAACAACAACAUCAGCAACAACUAGCAAUGCAAGCGCACCUAAGUCAGCCACCGCUCCAGACGGUCAACAUGGACACCGGGCACAAGCUGUCGGAUUAUAUGCGUGGUGCAGUCGAUCCACACGAGUGCGUAUCGACCGCUAGUAGUGAGCUGCUGGCACUGCACAACGGUGCCUGGAGCCGGGAGCAAGGUGGCGAGCAGGGCGGCGCCAUCAGUCAGGACAAAAUUAUCCGUGCGUUCAGCGAGCUGAUGCGCAACAUUGCCAAAAUGAAGACCUUCAUACGGCCGAGCAUGUGCAAACCGUACGGCAAGCAGUCGGAGAGUUUGCAGAAAACACUAUUCGACACAAUUCAGUUGCUGCAGAUGUUGCGAAACUGUCUUCCGGCACCGCACAUACCGGUCUCGUCGUGGAAGGGAACGGACGUAACCGGCAGCACCGAGACGUCAUUGAAUUAA
Messenger RNA from Anopheles maculipalpis, 1770 nucleotides. Its product is annotated as CREB-binding protein. The transcript is spliced from 2 exons. The record is from RefSeq and is a predicted model, not a curated record. Bases 1 to 1770 code for a protein of 589 amino acids. Lineage: Eukaryota; Metazoa; Arthropoda; Insecta; Diptera; Culicidae.